CUGUCGUUCGAAAAAAAAAAAAAAAACUGUCUAACGAACUUAGCCGAUGCUAUUCAAACCUUCAAACUUUGGCCCAAAUCCUUCAACCAUCGUUUCCAUAUUAAAAUCAUGCAAGCAAAUUACUGAAAUCUCUCAAAUUCAUGGCUGUAUCAUUAAAACUGGACUUGAUAAUGACCCUUUCAUAAUAAGCAAGCUUCUUCUUUCUUCUUCACUGCAAGAUUUAAAAUAUGCAGCCUCCGUCUUCAAGCAAAUUGACAACCCAAAUCUCUUCAUGUACAAUUGCAUCCUUAGAGGCUUUUCCAUUAGCAAUAACCCAAAACAAGCUUUUAGUGUUUUCAAUAACUUGAGGGCUAAAGAUGGGAUUUUUCUGGACCAGUUCUCUUUCAUUACUACGCUUAAAGCAUGUGGCCGUGAGUUGGCAAUUUUUAACGGUCAAAUGAUUCAUGGGUUGGCUUUGAGAUCUGGGCAUUUGUUUUUCAUCAAUGUUAAGAAUACCCUUUUGCAUGUUUACAGUGUUUGUGGAAGAAUGUUUGAUGCUCAUAACUUGUUCGAUGAAAGUCCUGAAAGGAACGAUGUCGUUUCGUGGAACACUUUGAUGGGUGGGUAUCUUGAUGUUUCUAAACCUGAUACUGUCAUAGGUUUGUUCAGACAAAUGCGUUGGAAUUGUUUGACAAUGAGUGUCACUACGUUUUUGACUGUUCUAUUGACUACGGGUGAAGUACGGGAUUCACUUGGGGGAGAGUCAAUUCACGGGCAUUGUUUGAAACUUGGGUUUUGUUUUGACUCAAAUCUGGUAUCUGCUUUAAUCGAUAUGUAUGCGAAAACUGGGAAUGUUUAUUUAGGGCGUAGGGCUUUCGAUGAUGUUGUAGCAAAGGAUGUUGUACUCUGGAAUUGUAUGAUCAGCAAGUAUGCUGAAAAUGGCCUGCUUGAAGAGUCUUUAGCUUUACUACGUCUCAUGAAAGUUAUGCAAGUAAAGCCUAAUUCGACUACAUUGGUAUCUUUGCUUUCAGCUUGUGCUGCCUCCGGAGCUAUAAAUAUAGGACUCUGCAUAGGUAAUUAUGUGGAAGAGGAAGGAAUGCCACUGGAUGCGGUUAUCGGGACGGCUCUCAUCGAUAUGUAUGCAAAAUGCGGUGUUUUAAACAAGGCCGUUGAUGUGUUUCAUAGGAUGGAGAGCAAAGAUGUAAAAUCUUGGACUGCGAUGAUUUCAGGUUACGGAGUGCAUGGUUUUGCCCAAGAUGCCAUUAGGUUAUUUUAUCAAAUGGAGGAAGAAGGCUUUAGACCUAAUGAAGUCACCUUCUUAACAGUUUUGAGUGCCUGCAGUCAUGGAGGGCUAAUCACAGAGGGGACCAGUUGCUUUGAGAAGAUGAUACAAUAUGGUAUCUUGCCGAAAGUCGAACACUAUGGAUGUAUCAUUGAUCUUUUUGGCCGUGCUGGAUUGCUAGAAGAAGCACAUGAUUUAAUCAAAAGCUUGCCCAUUAAAGGCGAUGCUACUGCAUGGCGUGCACUGCUUUCAGCUUGCCGAGUAUACGGGAACGUUGAGUUGGGGGAAUGUGUGAAGGGUGUAUUGGUGGGAUCUUAUAAUCAACAUCCAACGGAUUCAAUCCUUCUUUCUAGUACAUAUGCUAUUGCUGGAAGGUUGCAGGAUCAAACCAGGAUGCAGGCAAUGGAAAAAGAAAUGCUCAAAAGGGCUGGGAUUAGGUCAGUUGGAAAGGAGGAUAAGAUGCUUAAGGAAGCUGGAUAUAGCAUAAUUGAAAUGGACAAUGAAGGGUUUGAUCUUAAUUCCUAACAAACUUCACACAAUCAACCUGCAGAUUACUCAGUAUGUCUAACAAGAUCAGUUUUUUCU
This is a messenger RNA of Gossypium raimondii (Peruvian cotton), 1846 nucleotides long. Its product is annotated as pentatricopeptide repeat-containing protein At1g26900, mitochondrial. Gene Ontology annotation, biological process: RNA modification. The coding region runs from base 47 to 1786 and encodes 579 amino acids. The record is from RefSeq and is a predicted model, not a curated record. Gene Ontology annotation, molecular function: RNA binding; protein binding. NCBI's taxonomy places the organism in Eukaryota, Viridiplantae, Streptophyta, Magnoliopsida, Malvales, Malvaceae. The transcript has a single exon.